This is a messenger RNA of Pararge aegeria (speckled wood butterfly), 761 nucleotides long. RefSeq lists its product as uncharacterized. Lineage: Eukaryota; Metazoa; Arthropoda; Insecta; Lepidoptera; Nymphalidae. Bases 48 to 761 code for a protein of 237 amino acids. The transcript has 3 exons. The record is from RefSeq and is a predicted model, not a curated record.
CAGUCUUUUUUAUUGUACCAUCCCGUGAACAUCUGCAUCCGGAAACCAUGUUGAAAUUCAUCCCUUUAGUUCUUUUAAUAGUAGCGGUGAAUGCCAAAGAUGAUUUUGGAAUGAGAUAUGUAAUGAGGAUAUACGAGGACUGCCAACGUUCUGAUGGGAUCGUACCCUGUUUGAAGAAGAAGGCGAUACUGUUCUUCGACAGAGCAGCUCGGAUGGAAGCCAUACCGCUCGUUGAUGGAGUGGAUAUUGUGAAAACAUCGGAAUUUGAAGUGGUUCCAGUCAGUGAGAAUGAUAUUGAAGCGAGUUUGCCGAGGAAUCUGGACAGCAAGGAUGAAAUUCUAUCAGAGAUGCUUUGGGACAGGAUAGCUGCGUUUGCCAACUCGAGGACAGUCCAGCUUUCGCUGCCGAGAAUGUCUGGAGAUGAACUGAACAAGGGUGUUGAAGAAGGUCGAGGCAAGAUGAAGAAAAUGAUGGGCAUGAUGAUGAUGGGCGCUGCGGGCAAGAUGGCUGCGAUGAUACCACUGGCGAUGGCCGGUCUCUUCGUCUUAGCCGGAAAGGCUUUGAUUGUUUCAAAGAUUGCCCUACUCCUAGCAGGCAUCAUCGCACUUAAGAAGAUUAUCGCUCAGAAGAACGGUGGUGGCGGAGGAGGUGGUGGUCACGAGAGCCACGGGUGGUCAUCAGGUGGUGGUGGCGGAAGCAGUGGAUGGGACAAGAGAUCAUUCAGCAACGAUUUAGCAUACGCUGCGUACAAAAAGGAUUAG